GGCGUCAACGGCCGUGUGUAGCGGAUUCCGCUCGCGGCUUGCGUCGUGCUCCGUUCGGGGCGCAGCCAGUGGAGCGACAGCUUCACACCGGCCCACAAGCGCGCUGCUCGCAGCUCCACCGACAGUUAUCGGCGGCGCGAUGCCUGCUUGCUCCUCAGACGAAGACGCCGAAGCCUCCGCCUAUCGUACCAGCCAGCGUCGUCGGCGCUCCUUGAAAGCCUGAAGAAAUUCGCGCGGCGUGGUCUACGCAACUUUCUUUCUCGGGAAUGUUCCAAGACGAAGCUUCGAACGCCUAGAAUUGAUUCUUUUUUGAACGGUACACUUCCCGGCCUCUGCACUGCACUGCUUCGGCAGUGUAGAGAAAAAGUUUGACCGAAUUAUUGACGGAAGGAUCACUUUCGCGACGUCCGGUCUGUCGAGAUAGUCACGAUUUGCAACGUGCUCGCUGAUUGCAAGCUUGAACGCAAAAGUCGCCAAUCCCGGCUUUUCGGAGCAUAAAGAAGAACGACUGCUGGAGUACAAACAUAUUUUGAGGCUCCUGCUGGAAGAACUUCCUUGAAGUCUGAGCCGACGCCGCGUCUAUCGUUCAGGGACAACAGUGUUUUCGAACUUACCAUCGCCACUCUUUCUUCACACUUUUCCUCGUCUUCGUGAUCGCGCGCGUGCAUGAGCGUUUGCUUUUCUUGUCACCGAUACCGGAAGAAAGACGGACAGUCGAUGCCGGCGCCGUGAAACGUGCGGUCGCUUGGGACUCACGACUUCGCGCCGCCUUUGUUGCGUUUGAGCCGGUUAAGCGGGCCCGAGCCGUCCUCUGCUGUGCGACGGUCGUAUCACUACGGCGCCGAAUUUGAGAAGGUGCCUGGCUGUCGAUUAGGCGGUGGUUGCACUUCCUGACGAAAACGCGGCCGUGCUUUGCUGCGUGCGCGCUUGUGAAAGGCCUCCCUCUGUGCACAGCGGAUUAUGUCCGUCUCAAAAGCAUUCUGCUGGCUACUGUGCUGGACUUUAAGCUGCCUGUCGCUGCAAGGCGUUCGUUGCGUGGCCAUCUGGAAAUUCUCAGUGCCUCGCUGGGUCCAGAAUGGCACCGAGGAUCCCGUGUUGCUGGACUGCGAGUACGUGUACAACGAGCACGACGGGAGACUCGUGGUCAAGUGGUUCUUCAACGACCUCACAGAACCCGUGUACCAGUGGAUACCGGAGCUGAACUCGCGUCAAACGAGCGGGAUCCUCACGGGACGCCUCGACGACUCGUACACUGUGGGCGGUCCCCGGGACUCGCAGUACCGGGCGCUGCGAAUCAUCAGGCCUACUACCGAGAUGAGUGGUCUCUACACGUGCGUCGUCUCGUCCAUGGCCGGCUUCGACUCGCGGAAGCAGUCUAUGAUGGUCUAUGUACCAGCGAAAAACUUCACUCUCUCGUACGUGACCACACCAGCGCCGGCAGCGCCCCCUGCGGCCGCGUCAUCCCUCGGUACCGCCGCCCAUGCACUCGUGGGUGUUCCCGCUGAUACCACUUCCCCUGGGCCUGGUACGAGUCCGGGUAGCUUCAGUGGCAGCGGUACGAUGGUGGAGGUGCACUGCGGCGCCCUGGGGCUGCACCCGCGUCCCACGCUUCGGCUCUUCAGCAUUACACCGGACAUGCGUCGCACCGAGGUACAGCGCGGAAGGCCCCGGACACGCAAGACAAACGGCACGUACGACAUCGAGCUGUCACGCUCGUUCAGCGCCGAGCAGUUGCCGCAGUCGGUGACAUUCGAAUGCGUGCUCGAGAUACCGGGCACCGACUACGAAGUGCGCCGGAGGACAGUCUACAGUCCCGGGUAUCUUUACUUAACAGGUGGUUCAUCAGAGAUCGCCUCAAGAAAGAGCUUACUGGUCGUGCUUUUUGUCCUGACGCUUUUAAAGAACGCCUAUACAUCUACGAGUUGAAGACUAGUCCCAGGUUUGUUGAAGAAACUGUGGCAGAAGCUUGAAGGACGCCUAGUCAGACGUUCAAAGUUUUUGUAAUUAAGAUGUACAUACGCACAUAUAUUUGUAAUUAUCUGGUAUCCUCUCUCGAAGAACAAUGACAUAAGGCAGAAAGCUGGCCAAUAGUUACGGCUUUGUUUCGCCCGCAUUCCUUUAAGAGGAAAUCCCGCAUUAAUUGUGGCUUUCCUUUGUUGUUAUCGUCCAUUUACUGUGAUGAACUAUGUUUUUUGUUGAAGCCCCACUACACGUUUAAAAGCCCCGCCUUGUGUAGUCAACCGUUCGUUUAAAUACCACAGAUAAUAUACUUCCUUUUUAUGGCUGCUUAGAUAUAUGGACUACUCUAUGCUAACCUGAAGCAGAGACCAACAGCGUAUACCAAAGAUGAUUGCAACGGUUGUUUCUAUGAGCGCGCAUCUGUUGGAGCGAGCACUUCAGUGGACUGCUUCGACGAGUGGACUCGUCCUGGACAAAGCAUGCAGUGCCGAUAUUGGAGGCCUGGGUGGCUUGCUGAAAGGCCGCGAUCGCGACAAAUAAAUAAAGAGUAUUUUUAUGAAACGAAAA
This is a messenger RNA of Rhipicephalus sanguineus (brown dog tick), 2526 nucleotides long. RefSeq lists its product as uncharacterized. The transcript has 6 exons. The record is from RefSeq and is a predicted model, not a curated record. NCBI's taxonomy places the organism in Eukaryota, Metazoa, Arthropoda, Arachnida, Ixodida, Ixodidae. The coding region runs from base 961 to 1926 and encodes 321 amino acids.